This is a messenger RNA of Staurois parvus, 311 nucleotides long. The record is from the annotation of a GenBank genome assembly. Lineage: Eukaryota; Metazoa; Chordata; Amphibia; Anura; Ranidae.
GGGGUAGGCAACCUGUGGCUCUCUAGCUGUUGUGGAACUACAUUUCCCAUGAGGCAUUGCAAAGAUUACAAAAUUGACAGUUACAGCUAUGACUUGCAGAGGCAUGAUGGAACUUGUAGUCCUGUGGCUCUCAGGUUGCCUACCCCUGGCUUAGGCAAUCGGAAGCGGAAGUUGUCCUACCCUCCCUCCCCAUAGUCUUCUGGGACACGUGACAGGUCCAUGAAGAUGACGGGGCCAUUCAGGAAGCGCAGCACUACUCGCGCAUGCGCAGUGGGCACCCGGCUGUGAAGCCGCAGGGUGUCACAGCCGGG